Messenger RNA from Eublepharis macularius, 894 nucleotides. It is a transcript of the gene SLC25A47, whose product is annotated as solute carrier family 25 member 47. The record is from RefSeq and is a predicted model, not a curated record. Lineage: Eukaryota; Metazoa; Chordata; Lepidosauria; Squamata; Eublepharidae. Gene Ontology annotation, cellular component: mitochondrion. Gene Ontology annotation, molecular function: transmembrane transporter activity. The coding region runs from base 1 to 894 and encodes 297 amino acids. Gene Ontology annotation, biological process: transport. The transcript is spliced from 6 exons.
AUGGCGCACUCCCAUGAUGAUGUCACGUGUGACAUCAUCGUGCAGGCUGGUGGUGUUAGUGCUGCUGUGGGGUACCCACUGGACACCGUAAAGGUGAGAAUUCAGACAGAGAGAAGAUAUCAUGGAAUACGGCACUGUAUCAUAGAAACAUACAGAACAGAAAAGGUGCCUGGUUUCUUCAGAGGUGUCUCAAUGACAAUUGUAAUGGCAUCGUUUAUUUCAUCAUUUUCAUUUGGUGUCUACAAAAACUUCCUUUACAACAUCUGCAAAUUAAGAUACGGCUCUGCAGACAGCAAGCCAUCAAAGAUGGAUGUAUCUUUUGCUGGGUGUGCUACUGGCGCAGUCCGGGUUGUGCUAUUGGCACCUGCAGAGAUAGCCAAAGUAAGGCUGCAGAUCCAGAAAGAGCCACACCACUUGAUGGCAUCAACCCAUCUCUUUGACUCCAAGCCUAAGUACCAUGGUGCUGUGCACUGCUUGCGGAUGAUAAUAAAGGAAGAAGGCCUUGGAGGUCUGUACAAGGGAUCUUUGGCUCUGCUGUGUAGAGACUGCCAUUCAUCUGCAACCUAUUUCCUUACCUAUUCAGCUCUCUGUGACUGGCUUACUCCAGCUGGGAAAGACAAACCAGACCUCUGGGCUGUACUUCUUGCUGGGGGCUGUGCUGGAGUGCUGGGUUGGGGUGCAGCGACCCCCAUGGAUGUCAUUAAAUCGCGGAUGCAGGCUGAUGGUAAAUACACCGGACUGAUGCAUUGUGCCAGGGAGAGCAUAAAAGAAGAAGGAGUGAGAGUUCUUUUCAAGGGUCUUGGACUCAACUCUGUCCGGGCUUUUCCUGCUAACAUGAUGAUUUUCUUCAUAUAUGAAGCUGUGCUGAGGCUCGGAGAACGUUUGGCGAAGUGA